AUCCUUAAUCUUGGAUCCAGUAAUGCGAACCCCGAUGCAAGAGCAGAAGAAACUGCAAAGGUGCAAACUUUGUCUAAGAAUUUGGAAGAAGGUGAAGCUCUCACACUGAAGCUUGGAGGACCAGUUUACUCAGGGGCGGAGGAUCAGGCAGUGAGGCCGAAUAAAAGGGUUAGGUCAGGAUCUCCGGGCAACGGCGGCAACUACCCGAUGUGCCAAGUUGAUGAUUGCCGAGCUGAUCUAUCGCAUGCUAAGGAUUAUCAUAGAAGGCAUAAAGUCUGUGAAAUUCAUAGUAAGGCUACAAAUGCACUUGUAGGGAACCAGAUGCAGAGGUUCUGCCAGCAGUGUAGCCGAUUUCACCCUCUCACGGAAUUUGAUGAGGGGAAGAGGAGCUGCCGGCGUAGGUUAGCUGGGCACAACCGGAGGAGGAGGAAGACUCAGCCAGAGGAUGUUUCGUCAAAGCUUUUAGCUCCCGGAAAUAGAGAGAAUGUUACUAAUGGGAGUAUGGACAUUGUCAAUUUGUUAGCCAUUUUGGCUAAACUGCAAGGUAACAAUGCUGGUAAACCAGCCAAUGCUCCUCUUCCUGAUAGGGAACGGCUCAUCCAAAUUCUUAGUAAAAUAAACUCAUUAUCUAAGAACACAUCUCCGAAAUCCACUGGUUUUGAUCUGAAUAUUUCACAACCUAUCCAAGAAGAGUCUCGAGACCUAUCAUGUACAGAAAAUGGGAACCUGACUGCUCUGUCAACCAUAGACUUGCUCGCAGUUCUCUCUGCAGCGCUUGCAGUAUCAUCGCCUGAUGUACUAGUUUCUUUAUCCCAAGGGAGCAAUUAUAGUGGCGGUGGUGAUAAAACCAAAAUGCCAUCUGUGGAGACUGCGGCUGAUGCUAAUUCACAUAGUAGGCCGGCUCAAACAUUUACUUCAAGUGGGAACAGACUACCACCAUUAGACUCUUCAAAUCGCUCACGUCAAGAAGCCAGACAAACUUUGCCGUUGCAGCUCUUUGGCUCGGCUGAGGAUGAUAGUCCUCCAAAAUUGGCAUCUUCAGUGAAAUAUUUCUCCUCUGUUAGUAGUAACCCCAUGGAAGAUAGAUCUCCUUCGUGCUCUCCCCCUGUGGCCCAGAAAGUCUUUCCUCUACAUUCUGCAACAGAGAGGAAACAUGAGAGGAUGUCAGUUUGCUUGGAAGAUGAUGGUGCUGUGGAAAGAAGUAUGAGUCGUGAGUGGACAACUCCAUUAGAGCUUUUUAAAGAGUCAGAAAGAAGAGUUGAGAAUGGGGUAGUUCAUAGUUUGCCAUAUCAAGGGGGUUACGCUUCCUCCUCAGUAUCGGACCACUCACCUUCUAGUACAAAUUCUGAUGCUCAGGAUCGGACUGGUCGAAUUAUUUUCAAGCUUUUUGACAAAGACCCCAGCAAAAUUCCUGCAGCUCUCCGGAGUCAGAUAGUCAAUUGGCUGGCUCACAGUCCAUCGGAAAUGGAGAGCUACAUUCGACCUGGGUGUGUCGUGUUAUCCAUUUAUGCAGCAAUGCCAUCAAUUGUAUGGGAUGAACUUGAAGAAGAUCUUCUUCAGCGGGUCACUUCACUUGUUCACAAUUCUGAUUCAGCAUUUUGGAAGAAUGGGAGGUUUUUGGUUCGUACAAGUAGACAGCUAGCGUCUCAUAAGGAUGGGAAAAUCCGUCUUAGUAAAUCAUGGAGGACGUGGAGUGCUCCUGAGCUGAUUUCUGUGUCGCCUGUUGCUGUUGUGAGUGGGCAGGAUACUUCCCUUGUUCUAAAAGGUCGCAAUUUGACCAUUCCUGGAACCAAAAUCCAUUGCACAUAUAUGGGGGGAUACACUUCAAAAGAGGUUCUCGGUUCGGCAUAUCCUGGCACUAUUUACGAUGAUUCGAGCUCAGAAAAUUUCGUUCUUCCUGGAGGACUUCCCAAUACCUUUGGUCGCUGUUUUAUUGAGGUGGAAAAUGGUUUCAAAGGAAAUAGUUUUCCUGUUAUUAUUGCUAACUCUACUAUUUGUCAAGAGUUGGGAGCCCUUGAAUCUGAGUUUGAAGAAGAAGUGGGAACCAGUGAUAAUGGGUGCCCGAGUUCAAGGGAGGAUCUUCUUCACUUCCUUAACGAACUUGGUUGGCUUUUCCAAAGAAAGGGCAGUCUCGUUCCUCAUUUCGUAGAUUUCUCCUCAAGCCGAUUCAAGUUUCUCUUUACAUUCUCAGUUGAGAGAGAUUGGUCUGCUGUUGUCAAAACUCUUCUAGACAUACUAGUUGAAAGAAGCUUGAAGAGUGAUGCCUUAGCACAGGAAUCACUGGAAAUGCUUCUUGAGAUCCAGUUAUUGAACCGAGCUGUGAAGAGAAAGUGUAGCAAAAUGGUUGACUUGCUUAUCACUUACUGUGUCAUAAGGGGCAAUUCAAAGGUGUAUCUUUUCCCUCCGAAUUUGUUUGGCCCUGGUGGAGUGACCCCCUUGCAUCUAGCUGCAUCUAUACAGGACUCCGAAGACAUAAUUGAUGCUUUAACCAAUGACCCACAAGAGAUUGGUAUCAACUGUUGGAACUCAAUACUGGAUGAGAGUGGACAGUCUCCAUACAUGUAUGCAUCACAAAGGAACAACCAUUCUUAUAACAGACUUGUGGCAAGAAAGCUUGCAGAUAAAAAGAACAGGCAAGUAUCCAUUAAUGUCGGAGAUGAAAUAUCAAUGGACAAGUCAAAUGGUAUCAGAGAACUUGAAGUAAGCUCCUGUGCUAAGUGUGCAUUCAUGGAGAAGACGCGAGGUAAACGAAUUGCACGUGGACGUGGGCUUCUAGAACGCCCGUACGUGCACUCAAUGCUCGCCAUCGCUGCAGUUUGCGUCUGUGUCUGCCUCUUCUUCAGAGGCUCGCCACAGAUUGGCACCAUUGCUCCCUUCAAGUGGGAGAAUUUGGACUUUGGCCCAAAAUGACCAAGUGGUGGUUUUUCAUAUAUAUCGUAUGUUUAUCACAUUAUCGUGGACAAACCUAAUGUUAUCGGUGAGUGCAAGCUCGUUGGCUCGCUGCUGGAUCAGAGCUCGAUAGACCCGAAAUGGGAUUGAGAAUGACCAAGAGAGCAGGAGAAUGAGGUAUGGUGUUUCCCUCUCAUAGGGUAAUUUAUUUUGGUGCUGCUUUAUCUUCUUUCUGAUUUUCUAAGCUCAUACCCUGUGUUUAUGUUGUUUGUGAUGUUUUUUAUAUGUAUCAACAAGAGAGUGAUGUGAAAUACAUUACAUAGUGAUGAUUCAAGCUUUUUUUCAUUCUUUUUUUUUUCUUUUUUGAUAUGUGCCUUCACUAUUAGUUUAGAUUCGGUGACUUUCUGACUUAUUCUUUCAUUCAUUUGUGAGCUGUGCUCUCCAUGUUCACGUUCAUGUCAUUGUAUUUGUAUUACUGUUGCUCUUUGAGUAACAAGCUUUUUAAAAUUUGUUUAUGCUUUA
Molecule: messenger RNA, 3411 nt
Organism: Asparagus officinalis (garden asparagus)
Lineage: Eukaryota; Viridiplantae; Streptophyta; Magnoliopsida; Asparagales; Asparagaceae
Product: squamosa promoter-binding-like protein 15
Exons: 10
Cellular component (GO): nucleus
Molecular function (GO): DNA binding
Source: RefSeq, a predicted model, not a curated record